Messenger RNA from Paramecium pentaurelia, 1278 nucleotides. The record is from the annotation of a GenBank genome assembly. Lineage: Eukaryota; Ciliophora; Oligohymenophorea; Peniculida; Parameciidae.
UCAAUGAGUAUUGCAUAAUUCCAAGACAGAUAAAGAAUAGGAUGGAGUAGAACUAGAAAAUGGAUGUUUUAUGCUGGAUUAAUUCUUAUAGGAGUUGAAAUAUAAGGAAACUAUUGGAACACUGAUAUUCUAUAUACAUUUAACUAAACUCCUUAAAAUUUGGAUAUUAUUUAAAAAUGCCCAACUUUAAGAUAAGUAGAGAUUACAAUAUUUUAUUUAGGGUGUUUAUAAACCAACAAUUUAUUUAUAAACAGCCUUUCUAUAGAGUUUAUAUGGAAGUAAAUUUGAUCCUGUACCAUAUGUACCAAUGACUCGAGUUGAAGUACCCGUAGAAAAUGGAUUAAUUACAAUAGAUUCUCUGCCUGUUAAUCAAAAAUUUUUGAGAUCUGAUAAAAGUGAGAAUCCAAAAUAAAAAACUUUAAUAAUAUUACAUGGAUUGACUGGAGCUAGUGAAUGUAAUUACAUUAGACAUACAGUAUUAAAUGCAAAUCGUAAAGGAUUUAGAGUUUAUUGUAUAAAUAUGAGAGGGUAUGCAAAUUCAAGAAUGAUAUCAGCAUAGCCUACUGAUUAUUCUAAAUUAGAUGAUUUAUUGGCUGGAGUAAAUUAUAUUAAAUCUUAAAACCCAGAUGCUCCUCUAUAUAUGUUAGGAUUUUCAAUGGGUUCUUUGCAACUUGUGAAAUUUCUAGCAACAUAUAAGGAUGUUAUCAAAGGAGCUGUUGCAAUUAGUUGUCCAUGGGAUAUUUAUACUCUAGCUUAAGAAAUCAAGAAACCAACUAAAUUUAUUUAUAAUAUGGCUAUUACAAAAAAUUUUAUUCGGAAUAUGAAAUGGAAUAUUGAUAUAUAUAAGAUGUAAGGCAUUGAUGUAGGUAUAUUGAUUUGAUAAUUUUUAUAAUUUAGAUUAGGCUUAGAAAUGUUAUAGAACUGAAGAUUUUGAUGAAUUAGUAACAAAAAGAUUGUUGGGUUAUGAAAACAUUUAAGAUUUAUAUAAGAAAAUAAAUUGUGUUAAAGAAAUUGAAUAAAUAGAAGUACCUACAUUAUUUGUAUCAUCAAUGAAUGAUCCAGUUAUUUAAUCAUCAAAUAUUCCUAAAGAUGCAAUUUUAAAGAAUAAAAAUCUUAUUUUAGCUUUAACAAAAAAUGGAGGUCAUAUUGAAUGGCUGACUGGAUUUAAAGCAGUUAGAGUAAGAAUAUUAUAAUUUAUUUUAGUGGAUAAAUAAACCAGCUAUAGAAUUUUUAAAUUAUCUGGAUAGUGUAAAUAAUAAAAAUAUUAGUCAUUAUUGA